CAGCCUGUAAGCAUGAGAGAAGUGGGAAGGGGGGUUGGUGGGAGGUUCGCUCAAUAGACUGCAAUCGAUCGCUAGCUUACAAUCUGAGGCAAGUCAAGGGAGUCGCUUCCAAUGGUAUUAAAAACCAAGUCCUGUAAUUUAUUGACGGUAGAGAGCAAAUCUUCCCCUAAUGAUGCCAUUUUUCAAGAAAGCACUAUUGUCAAUAUGCGGUAGCGAUUAUCCUUGCUAGCAAGGAGAUUUCCGCUGAGAAGCCGGAAGAAUUGGGGCUGGGACGGGCGAGAAGCUAGAGAACGCCAGGAGCAGACUUUGCGGCAAGGUAAGCUGCUACAUGAACCUGCUGAACCAGGGUAAUGGCGGCGCAGAUAAGGCGACAAGAGAAACAGUCAAGAGCAAGUAAAACUGGGGAAAAAGCCUGUGAACAGAAGACAAAACACGGUCCCCGUCAGUUUGGUGUUUAUAUGCAGCCGAUUUUGUUCUUUGCCGACCUCGAAGAGCGGCAGGCGGAUUUUCACGUGACUUCUGCCAAUCAAACCGAGCAAAUUAACGCCAAGAUACUAGCGCCCACGUGAAGGCCGGCGAGUUUGAUUAUUACAUAAGCGAUCUGCGUGAGGUGGUCUGUGCGUAGUGCAAACACCGCAAACUAUGAUGUCAGCGAUUGCGGCGGCGACAAGCAGCCUGCCGGCAACGAGGAGGCGGGCGAGACAGGACUUGGAUAAGGACAGGCUGGGAGGCUGCGAGAUGCAACAUGAGGCCCUCUCUGAGACGUUGGGUGGUUCUCUCGGUUGUUAACUACGCUGCGAAACCUAGGAGUGUUGUCUGCUCGGCCCUGUCAGCACACUCGACCGUCGUGCCUCAACUUCUCUGUCAACAGCGAUCACAUUCUACCAAGGUUUUCGAGUCCAAAAUGGCUGCUUCAACCCGUGAAGCCUUGCGGUCCAACGCCAUCAUCCCGGAUGUCCUGGACGAUUUUGAACCCAAAUAUACCCUCAAAGUCACCUAUCCUUCUACCAAGACCGAAAUAAAUCUCGGCGACCGCAUCUCCACCAAGCAGGCGCACGACCCGCCGGUCUACGAAUUCCAUCCCGUCUCACCCACCGAAGGCACCGAGCCCAACAAAGCGUACAGCCUCGUCCUUACCGACCCAGACGCAAAAAGUCGCCAGGAACCCAUCUGGAGCGAAUUCUGCCACUGGGUGGUCGGCAAUGCCUCUAACCCGAGAACCAGCGGCGGGAAGUCGGGCGGGACUUCCCUAGAGAAGUAUAUGCCUCCGAGCCCACCGCCGGGAACUGGAGAUCAUCGGUACGUGUUUGUAUUGCUCAAAGGUGAUGCUAGUAAUGUUGGAAAGUUGAAGGCACCCAAGGAGCGGAAGCAGUGGGGAUACGGUAAGCAAAGGCACGGGGUGCGGCAAUGGGCCUCCGAACACGGGCUCGAGGUGGUUGGAGCAAACUUCUUCUUUGCCCAGCAUGAGUAGGUUUGUCUCGCUGGCGCAUAUAAUGUUCCCAUUUGGCAGCCUUCUGGAAGGGGGACUAAAAGAAAAAUAAAUAAAUAAAUAAUAAGAAAAAAAAAAUGAGUGUAAGGAUGGAAAAUAGGCAGUGAAUGGUCUUGAAUGUCUCUGAUUGCGAGGAGCUGUGGAUCUCCUCCUGUGGUUAGUUUUAAUACUCCUUUUGAAAUAGCCUCCCCGAUCCACCUACAGUAUGUAGUUACUUAUAUGUGAGAACUCGCCCCUACAUCAAAAAUAUAGGCACAACCCCAAUAAGUCUGGGAAUAAGAUUCCACACGUCAG
Molecule: messenger RNA, 1783 nt
Organism: Coccidioides posadasii C735 delta SOWgp
Lineage: Eukaryota; Fungi; Ascomycota; Eurotiomycetes; Onygenales; Onygenaceae
Biological process (GO): regulation of proteolysis; regulation of Ras protein signal transduction
Molecular function (GO): phospholipid binding; peptidase inhibitor activity
Source: RefSeq, a predicted model, not a curated record